GUGCGUACCAUACUGUACUGCUGAGGAGCGACGGGACGGCCGUGGCCUGCGGCUACAAUGACGUCGGCCAGUGCGACGUCCCGGCGCUGGGUGGAGGAGGCCUGACCUACACGCAGGCCGCUGCGGGAUACGCUCACACCGUGCUGCUGAGGAGCGACGGGACGGCCGUGGCCUGCGGCCGCAAUGCCUUCGGCCAGUGCGACGUCCCGGCGCUGGGUGGAGGAGGCCUGACUUACGCGCAGGCCGCUGCGGGCUGGUUUCACACCGUGCUGCUGAGGAGCGACGGGACGGCCGCGGCCUGCGGCGACAAUGGCCACGGCCAGUGCGACGUCCCGGCGCUGCGUGGAGAAGGCCUGACUUACACGCAGGCCGCUGCGGGAUGGCGUCACACCGUGCUGCUGAGGAGCGACGGGACGGCCGCGGCCUGCGGCGACAAUGGCCACGGCCAGUGCGACGUCCCGGCGCUGCGUGGAGAAGGCCUGACUUACACGCAGGCCGCUGCGGGUGGGCUUCACACCGUGCUGCUGAGGAGCGACGGGACGGCCGUGGCCUGCGGCGUGAAAAUUUGGGGCCAGUGCGACGUCCCGGCGCUGCGUGGAGAAGGCCUGACUUACACGCAGGCCGCUGCGGGAUGGCGUCACACCGUGCUGCUGAGGAGCGACGGGACGGCCCUGGCCUGCGGCGACAAUGGCCACGGCCAGUGCGACGUCCCGGCGCUGCGUGGAGGAGGCCUGACUUACACGCAGGCCGCUGCGGGUUGGCAUCGCGCCGUGCUGCUGAGGAGCGACGGGACGGCCGUGGCCUGCGGCGCCAAUGUCUACGGCCAGUGCGGCCUGCCCUCUCUGAUCCGAUGGACGGACUGGCUGCUGCGCCGGACCUCCCGUCUCCGGUACGUGGCGUGCUCCUCGCCAGCAGGUGCGUUGCCGACGCUGGUUCUGCAGGCGUCUUUCGACGGCGCCUCGGUGCAGUUCCUGACCCUGGGCGGGGCGGAGUUCGACCGAGUCCCGGCGGCGCCCGCCGAUCGCCUGGCGGACGUGCACGCCCGGCUGCUGGCCGGCCGCCUCGCGCGCACGCUGGGCUCCAGGUUCGCCGCGGCCGACGCCGUCCUGCCGGGGGGCGGGCUGCUGAGCCGGGCCCCCGCCGGAGAGACCUGCGCAGGCGCGUUCGGGCGCGCCGAGGUCAGGGCCCUCGCGCGGGAGUUGCAUCGGGCGGUGCACGCCGCGGCGCACUUGCCACCAGGCCAGCUCCAGCCCGUCCAAGGCCGCUGCGGGUACGCUCACACCGUGCUGCUGCGGAGCGACGGGACGGCCGUGGCCUGCAGCGACAAUCCAGUCGGCCAGUGCGACGUCCCGGCGCUGGGUGGAGGAGGCCUGACUUACACGCAGGCCGCUGCGGGUUGGUUUCACACCGUGCUGCUGCGGAGCGACGGGCCGCUGCGGGUUGGUAUCACACCGUGCUGCGAGCCCCUGGCCUGCGGCGACAAUGGCGACGGCCAGUGCGACGUCCCGGCGCUGGGUGGAGGAGGCCUGACUUACACGCAGGCCGCUGCGGGUUGGUUUCACACCGUGCUGCUGCGGAGCGACGGGACGGCCGUGGCCUGCGGCGGCAAUCCAGUCGGCCAGUGCGACGUCCGGAGCGACGGGACGGCCGUGGCCUGCGGCUCCAAUGAAGUCGGCCAGUGCAACGUCCCGGCGCUGGGUGGAAGAGGCCUGACUUACACGCAGGCCGUUGCGGGUGGCUAUCACACCGUGCUGCUGAGGAACGACGGGACGGCCCUGGCCUGCGGAGGCAAUGGCUUCGGGCAGUGCGGCGUCCCGGCGCUGGGUGGAGGAGGCCUGACCUACACGCAGGCCGCUGCGGGUGUCGAUCACACCGUGCUGCUGAGGAGCGACGGGACGGCCGUGGCCUGCGGCGACAAUGGCAGCGGCCAGUGCGACGUCCCGGCGCUGCGUGGAGGAGGCCUGACUUACACGCAGGUCGCUGCGGGUUGGCAGCACACCGUGCUGCUGAGGAACGACGGGACGGCCGUGGCCUGCGGCACCAAUACCUUCGGCCAGUGCGGCCUGCCCUCUCUGAUCCGAUGGACGGACUGGCUGCCGCGCCGGACCUCCCGUCUCCGGUACGUGGCGUGCUCCUCGCCGGCAGGUGCGCUGCCGACGCUGGUCCUGCAGGCGUCUUUCGACGGCGCCUCGGUGCAGUUCCUGACCCUGGGCGGGGCGGAGUUCGACCGAGUCCCGGCGGCGCCCGCCGAUCGCCUGGCUGACGUGCACGCCCGGCUGCUGGCCGGCCGCCUCGCGCGCGCGCUGGGCUCCAGGUUCGCCGCGGCCGACGCCGUCCUGCCGGGGGGCGGGCUGCUGAGCCGGGCCCCCGCCGGAGAGACUUGCGCAGGCGCGUUCGGGCGCGCCGAGGUCAGGGCCCUCGCGCGGGAGUUGCAUCGGGCGGUGCACGCCGCGGCGCACUUGCCACCAGGCCAGCUCCAGCCCGUCCAAGGUGCGUACCAUACUGUACUGCUGAGGAGCGACGGGACGGCCGUGGCCUGCGGCCACAAUGGCCACGGCCAGUGCGACGUCCCGGCGCUGGGUGGAGGAGGCCUGACUUACACGCAGGCCGCUGCGGGUGGCUAUCACACCGUGCUGCUGAGGAGCGACGGGACGGCCCUGGCCUGCGGCCACAAUGCCUACGGCCAGUGCGACGUCCCGGCGCUGGGUGGAGGAGGCCUGACUUACACGCAGGCCGUUGCGGGUUGGCAGCACACCGUGCUGCUGAGGAGCGACGGGACGGCCGUGGCCUGCGGCUACAAUGGCGACGGCCAGUGCGACGUCCCGGCGCUGGGUGGAGGAGGCCUGACUUACACGCAGGCCGCUGCGGGUGCCCAUCACACCGUGCUGCUGAGGAGCGACGGGACGGCCGUGGCCUGCGGCUACAAUGCUGCCUUCGGCCAGUGCGACGUCCGGCGCUGGGUGGAGAAGCGACGGGACGGCCGUGGCCUGCGGCUACACAAUGGCAGCGGCCAGUGCGAUGUCCUGGCGCUGCGUGGAGAAGGCCUGACGUACACGCAGGCCGCUGCGGGUGGCUAUCACACCGUGCUGCUGAGGAGCGACGGGACGGCCCUGGCCUGCGGCGGCGGCGAUGGCUUCGGCCAGUGCGACGUCCCGGCGUUGCGUGGAGGAGGCCUGACUUACACGCAGGUCGCUGCGGGUUGGCAGCACACCGUGCUGCUGAGGAACGACGGGACGGCCGUGGCCUGCGGCGCCAAUUUCUUCGGCCAGUGCGGCCUGCCCUCUCUGAUCCGAUGGACGGACUGGCUGCCGCGCCGGACCUCCCGUCUCCGGUACGUGGCGUGCUCCUCGCCGGCAGGUGCGCUGCCGACGCUGGUCCUGCAGGCGUCUUUCGACGGCGCCUCGGUGCAGUUCCUGACCCUGGGCGGGGCGGAGUUCGACCGAGUCCCGGCGGCGCCCGCCGAUCGCCUGGCUGACGUGCACGCCCGGCUGCUGGCCGGCCGCCUCGCGCGCACGCUGGGCUCCAGGUUCGCCGCGGCCGACGCCGUCCUGCCGGGGGGCGGGCUGCUGAGCGGGGCCCCCGCCGGAGAGACCUGCGCAGGCGCGUUCGGGCGCGCCGAGGUCAGGGCCUUUGCGCGGGAGUUGCAUCGGGCGGUGCACGCCGCGGCGCACUUGCCACCAGGCCAGCUCCAGCCCGUCCAAGGUGCGUACCAUACUGUACUGCUGAGGAGCGACGGGACGGCCGUGGCCUGCGGCUACAAUGACGUCGGCCAGUGCGACGUCCCGGCGCUGGGUGGAGGAGGCCUGACCUACACGCAGGCCGCUGCGGGAUACGCUCACACCGUGCUGCUGAGGAGCGACGGGACGGCCGUGGCCUGCGGCUCCAAUGAAGUCGGCCAGUGCGACGUCCCGGCGCUGGGUGGAGGAGGCCUGACUUACACGCAGGCCGCUGCGGGUUGGUUUCACACCGUGCUGCUGACGGGCAACUUUCCAAGGAGCGACGGGACGUCCGUGGCCUGCGGCCACAAUAGCGACGGCCAGUGCGACGUCCCGGCGCUGGGUGGAGGAGGCCUGACUUCCACGCAGGUCGCUGCGGGUGGCGAUCACACCGUGCUGCUGAGGAGCGACGGGACGGCCCUGGCCUGCGGCCACAAUUUCUACGGCCAGUGCGACGUCCCGGCGCUGGGUGGAGGAGGCCUGACUUACACGCAGGCCGCUGCGGGUUGGUUUCACACCGUGCUGCUGCGGAGCGACGGGACGGCCGUGGCCUGCGGCGGCAAUCCAGUCGGCCAGUGCGACGUCCGGAGCGACGGGACGGCCGUGGCCUGCGGCUCCAAUGAAGUCGGCCAGUGCAACGUCCCGGCGCUGGGUGGAAGAGGCCUGACUUACACGCAGGCCGCUGCGGGUGGCUAUCACACCGUGCUGCUGAGGAGCGACGGGACGGCCCUGGCCUGCGGAGGCAAUGGCUUCGGGCAGUGCGGCGUCCCGGCGCUGGGUGGAGGAGGCCUGACCUACACGCAGGCCGCUGCGGGUGUCGAUCACACCGUGCUGCUGAGGAGCGACGGGACGGCCGUGGCCUGCGGCGACAAUGGCAGCGGCCAGUGCGACGUCCCGGCGCUGCGUGGAGGAGGCCUGACUUACACGCAGGUCGCUGCGGGUUGGCAGCACACCGUGCUGCUGAGGAACGACGGGACGGCCGUGGCCUGCGGCACCAAUACUUUCGGCCAGUGCGGCCUGCCCUCUCUGAUCCGAUGGACGGACUGGCUGCCGCGCCGGACCUCCCGUCUCCGGUACGUGGCGUGCUCCUCGCCGGCAGGUGCGCUGCCGACGCUGGUCCUGCAGGCGUCUUUCGACGGCGCCUCGGUGCAGUUCCUGACCCUGGGCGGGGCGGAGUUCGACCGAGUCCCGGCGGCGCCCGCCGAUCGCCUGGCGGACGUGCACGCCCGGCUGCUGGCCGGCCGCCUCGCGCGCACGCUGGGCUCCAGGCUCGCCGCGGCCGACGCCGUCCUGCCGGGGGGCGGGCUGCUGAGCCGGGCCCCCGCCGGAGAGACCUGCGCAGGAGCGUUCGGGCGCGCCGAGGCAGAGACAUGGGACAUCGCAGAGGGUAAAUUAGAUUUGAUCGAAGACGCCUACGGUAAUCCAUCAGUGCUUGCAGCACUGUGGUCCGUUGGGAAGCCCUUGAACCGCAUCAGGGAGACCACCGACAGGCGACUCCACAGGACCAGUCACCGCCGCGAGAUGGUCGUCGACGCCAUCCGCGCCAUGAAUGAGAUGUACACUGGUUCGAGCUGUCCGCGGCCUACCGGCCUCACUGGCCCUACGACCGCCCAGCAGGAGGCUCUGGCGGUGAUCCAGGAGGCCGUCGACGCCUUCGGAGUGCCCCCGCCCGACCUCACUCCCGCAGGAGCCCUCGAGGAGCUCCGCGUCGCGCAGUCAUGCGACCAGGAGUCUGCCGUGAUUGCGCCGGUGACCUUCGACCGCGUCGAUCUGAUCUCCCUGCCGAGCGUGGGCUCCGAACCGAAGUCCUUGUCUGCACUCAUCGGGGACGACAGCAUGAGUAUUGGUCAUCGCCUUCAAGAACUACUUUUGCCCCGUGAGCGGGGGCUUGCCCGGGUCGCGGAGCACGCUCCGAAGAGGGCGUAUUCGGAUCCCAACUUGAGGCCGGAGCGUGUCCUGGUGGAUCGCCUGCCUGCCCCUGUCGUCGACUCGGGCGUUGUUCAUACCGAAUACGUCGACAACUUCGUUGCGCUGUCGCUAUCGGAGGCCUCUGCUAUUGCUGCUGCCCGUCAGGUCGAUCAUCAUAUGCGUGCUGUGGGGCUGCCUACUCACGGGGUGGAGAGCGGAGUGGGCGGGGAGACUCUUGGCUGGUCCUUCGACUCGAACUCGCCCGUGAUCUCGCUCAACCCCAGGCUUAGGUGGAAGCUGUACCUUGGGAUUCAGGAGGUCCUCCGACGUGGGUUCUGUUCUGGAAAGGAGAUGGUGAGGAUCGUCUCGCACAUCGCGUCCAGGGUGCUCAUUAGGAGGGAGCUCCUCUCGUGCCUGGGGGCCGUCUACAAGUUUGGGGAGGUAUACCACAAUCGUUCUCUCGGGAAGCUGAGCGCCAACGUCUUGGACCCCGAGCCGCUGCUGUCCCUGGUCAAGGUCAUCCUGGAGGCCAGGUCCGGCGUGAUGGCGCUUAAGCACAAGCUUCGCUCCAAGAGGUCCUUUCGGAAGGUGGCAUGUCUGCUGCUGGCCUCAGGCUCGGCGGCGUACUGGAGGUGGCUGCCGUCCGAGUUCAACUCUGCCGACCCAGCAUCACGGAACCGGCCUGGUGCUAGGCGGCCCGCGGCGGCUCCAGCAGCCCCAGCGCCCACCCACCUUGGGCGCCGGAGCCGCUCCCAGAGCGCAGCUGCGCUGUCCUGGGGGGAUCAGGCGGACCGCCGAGUUGCCAGGAGGCGCGCCUUCCCCGCCGCCAACACGGCGGCGACCUCGGGCUCGCUGACCUUCCUGGAGACGCAGGCCGUGGGGGAGGCGACCCGCCGGGACUAUGCCGACAGGGUCUCGAAGUUCACGGGGUGGGCGACCUCGGUCCGGCUGCCGAUCGGGGAGGUGCCCGAGCUGGACGUCGCACUGGUGACCUUCUUCAACCAGCUGUUCUUCGACGGCUACCCGAGCGAGGAGGCGACGAAGUACAUGGCGGCACUGGCUCAUUGCCGCGCGGCGCCCGGCCGGCUGCAGGUGGCCUUCCCGAGGGCCGCUCGUGCUGCGAAGGGCUGGGCCCGGCUGGUACCGCCACGAUCCCGGCUGCCGCUGCCCUGGCCGAUUGCCUGCCUGAUGAUCGACUGGAUGCUGGAUGCAGGCGAGACGACAGCGGCGGCGGCGACGGCGGUCUGCUUCGCGCUGUACCUUCGGCCGGCAGAGCUGCUCAGCCUGACGCGCGAGCAGGUGAUCCCGCCUGCCGAGGGCGCCCCUCCGGGGCGCACCUUCCUGAACUUCUGGUCGGUGGUCCUGCAUCCGAUGGAGUGCGCUCAGCCCUCGAAGACGGGAGUCUACGACGAGGGCCUCCUUCUGGACAGCCCGGAGUUCACCUGGCUGCCACCGCUGCUGCAGGCGCUGCGGGCCCGAGCCGCGCCAGGCGGCCGCGUCUUCGACAUGAGCUACAACCAGUGGGCCCUGGUCUUCAGGCGUGCUGCGACAGCGCUGCACCUCGGCGUCCUGGGGCCGCCGACGCUCUACGCCCUCCGACACGGGGGGGCCUCCCACGAGUACCUCGCAAAGUUCAGAAGCCUCGACGAGAUCAAAAAGAGGGGGAGGUGGGUGUCGGACUCGUCCCUACGGCGCUACACCAAAGGGGGCCGCGUGGCAGAGCAGAUGCGACGGCUUCCGAUCUCCGAGCAGCGCCGCGCCACGCGCCUGGUCGACACCAUUGAAGUGUUCAGCGGGUCAGGGCGCCUCUCUCUGGCGUGGCGGCGAGUCUCCCGCGGCCGCCUGGCCGCCUUUGAGCUGGACCUCAAGCCCAGGGCCCCAGGGAGCACCUUCGGCUCCAAGCAGCAGCCCGCCGCGCCCGAACCCGAGCCGCGGGAGCCGUCCGUGCCCUCCAGCGUCGCGUCGCGCGACGGAGGUGGCACCAAGGAGGAAAAAAAGAGCAAGGAGCAGAAGAAGCAGGAGAAGAGGGAGGCCAAGGUGGCAAAGAAGCUGGCAAAGAAGCUGAAGAAGGAGCGUAAGCUGCAGAAGGACAUCGAUAAAGCGAGGAAGGACCUCAAGAAAGCGAAGAAGAUGCUCUCGGGGGGCCGAAGUCCAGGCAAGAAGAGGAAGCGCGCCGACUUCGCCUGGCAGUCCGGGAGCAGCAGCGGCAGCUCGAGCUGAGCGACCAGCGGCGCGUCUCCGUUCCCCGGGCCGCCGAGGCAACGACGACGGCGCAGGCUCAUCUGUUUCGACGUCGACGCGAACCAGCAGCCCAAGGGGGGUCUCUCUUGACGCGCUGCUGCCGAGGCAUCGACCAACAAGGCUAUGCGUGCAGCGCCCAUCCACGAGCAGGAGUGACCAGACCUGGCCGCCUGGUUCACAGAUAGGGGAUAUGCAGAAUGAGGCGCGACAUUGUGCGAAGAGCGUCUUGCUCUUUGGCCUCGCAGAACAAGAG
This is a messenger RNA of Prorocentrum cordatum, 8118 nucleotides long. Lineage: Eukaryota; Dinophyceae; Prorocentrales; Prorocentraceae. The record is from the annotation of a GenBank genome assembly.